Messenger RNA from Akanthomyces muscarius, 819 nucleotides. RefSeq lists its product as uncharacterized. Lineage: Eukaryota; Fungi; Ascomycota; Sordariomycetes; Hypocreales; Cordycipitaceae. Gene Ontology annotation, molecular function: actin filament binding. The transcript has 7 exons. The coding region runs from base 1 to 819 and encodes 272 amino acids. The record is from RefSeq and is a predicted model, not a curated record. Gene Ontology annotation, cellular component: F-actin capping protein complex; actin cortical patch. Gene Ontology annotation, biological process: barbed-end actin filament capping; actin cytoskeleton organization.
AUGUCGCAGCUCGAGACUGUGGCCUCUUUCAUCGAGGGAGCUCCCCCCGGCGAGCUCGCCGAUGUCGUUGCCGAUAUUAAGACCCUUACGGCCUCGUCUCCGAACCUCCUUUCGCAGCUCGGUCCAGCGUUUCAAAGGUACAACGAGGAGCAGCUGAUUACUGUGAAGCUGCCUGGAAGCAGCGAGUCUGUACUUGUCAGCGAACACAACAGCCUGGGCGAUGGCCGAUACUACGACGUCGAGAGCUCCUCCAGCUUCGAAUUUGAUCACGCAACACAAAAAGCCAGCGCUGUACAGAGCCAUACUAUCGAGGGCGCACAAGCCGAUUUAACAAAAUCGACAUUGAAAAGCCUGAGCACGUACAUUUCGGAGCACUUUCCUAAUGCUGCCUAUGGCGUCUACCCAAUCGAGUCGGACUCUAAGAUUGCCAUAGUCAUUGUGGCCAACAAAUACAGCCCAAACAACUUCUGGAACGGCCGCUGGAGAUCUGUUUACACCUUCAACCCUUCGUCUGGCUCGCUCGAAGGAACCAUCAAAGUCGACGUUCACUACUACGAGGACGGCAACGUACGUCUGCAGACCAAGAAGCCCAUCUCUGUUUCGGUUGCAUUGAGCACCGGUGCCGGAAUUGCCAAAGAGAUUUCAUCGACGGAGAGGAAGUAUCAAGAAGAGCUCAACAAGGGCUUCGUCAGCCUGAGCGAGGGUGCGUUCAAGGGCCUGCGCAGGCAGUUGCCGGUCACCCGCCAAAAGAUCGAAUGGGACAAGGUUACAGGCUACAGACUCGGCCAGGAUAUUGGCGGUGGUUCAUCAAAGCGAUAG